Molecule: messenger RNA, 1126 nt
Organism: Suillus paluster
Lineage: Eukaryota; Fungi; Basidiomycota; Agaricomycetes; Boletales; Suillaceae
Exons: 4
Coding region: 279-761 (160 amino acids)
Source: RefSeq, a predicted model, not a curated record
AGAGACGUUGCUUCCGACCGCAAGUCAGCUCUUUUCAUUCCAGCGUGCUCAUAGGAAACCUUGUGGGCGUUCUAUUUCCCGUCACAAUAUUCAACAGGAUGCUCGGCGUCUUCAACCUUUAGCAUUUGGCCUUCUUCGUUGCAGUUUCGCUUUGGGUGCCAGCGGAGAACAAUAGUUUCAAACAUUGCAUGGAGACCACCUUUAUACCAACGCCAUCGUCUAGCAUACGCUCAUCCAAUCUUCUCCCACUUAACAGACGGACUUACGCAUUCUUGUAGAUGUGCGCAAGGAGACAGCCUCGCACUGCUUAUAUCAACAAAGCCCGUACUGACGACAGUGCUCGUUCACAUCGCUGUCAACUUCAUCUUCUCGAAAAAGACGAUGGACACUUCCUUGUACUUGGCACUUCGCACAUACGGCAUGCCUGCCUUUGUCUCGAUAUCUCUUUGCUAUGGUUCAUCCUCAACAAGAUGACGCACGGCGUGCUUCUUGAAUUGUUUGAAUUUUCGUUCAUUCAAUUCAAACAACAGGUACUCGUGGCUGCUUCCAUAGGGUAUAACGACACCUUGUCAUAUGAUGACGCCGCCUUGUGGGACGUAUCAUCCAAGUCUGUGCGCACUCUAUUCAUGCUCUUCUCUAACCUGGAUUUCACACAAUUGAUUGACUUCUCCCUGCAACCAAUAUUCACCCGGUGCCAGUCAUUCUUUGAUAUUCGCUCAACCUCUCAACGCGCUCGUGAAGGCGGGAAUCGGAACCAUUGAACUCUCAUCGUUGAGCGAGACGUUCUGGAAGACGUUUUAACCAAAGCUGCGAAGUCCGACUAGCAAUCGCAGAUCGCCAUGAUUUCAAGAUCGUUAUAUGAUGUCCGGAGGGGCACAUCGACACCUCGUCUGCAGUGUCCCGCAUGAACUCGGUUUGUUAAAUGCGAUUGACAUAGUGAGCACUUAUGCCACGUGGAGGGGACUGGCCUGUGGGCAUAAUACAAAUGCUUGAAGCUGCACAGCACGCGGAAUGCGAAACAACCGCAGCGAGCGUCUGUAGGUCGGCUGCUCUCGGGUGUGACAGGAGGGGAAGUCGCCGUGCAAUAUCAGAUUGAUAAAGCGAUUUGAAAUGUUCAGUCACAUGG